Aspergillus campestris IBT 28561 is the source of this 1413-nucleotide messenger RNA. RefSeq names its product FAD-binding oxidoreductase. NCBI's taxonomy places the organism in Eukaryota, Fungi, Ascomycota, Eurotiomycetes, Eurotiales, Aspergillaceae. Gene Ontology annotation, molecular function: oxidoreductase activity; FAD binding. The transcript has 3 exons. The record is from RefSeq and is a predicted model, not a curated record. Bases 1 to 1413 code for a protein of 470 amino acids.
AUGCAGAUUGUCUGGCGCAAUGAGCCCGAUAUGGCCGAGUAUGAGGCCGCGCGGUGGAGGAGAGUGUUCAACCAGCGCCGGCCGGAGCGGUUCCCUCGGGCGGUGGUCAGAGCGACCUGCCAGGCAGAUGUUAUUGCAGCCGUUCAGCUCGCCAUCAAGCUGCAGGUGAAAGUGGCGGUGAGGUCCGGAGGGCAUUCGUUCGAAGUGUGGAGUGUGCAGGACGACUCCAUCUUGAUCGACCUUGGCGACUACAAGGGGGUGGAAAUUCGUCCUGCCGAGGGGACCCUGACUGCAACACCCAGUACGACGAGCAAAGAGAUCAAUGAACUGCUAGCCGUGCAUGGAAUGUUUUUCCCCAGCGGUCACUGCCCGGAUGUGGGUCUGGGAGGAUUCUUGCUGCAAGGGGGAAUGGGGUGGAAUUGUGCGAAUUGGGGCUGGGGCAGCGAGUUCGUCGAGGGGCUGGACAUCGUCACGGCUCAGGGGACACCGCUCUACUGCGACUCGCAGCAACAUAGCGAUCUGUAUUGGGCUGCCCGGGGCGCCGGACCAAGCUUCCCUGGACUCGUGACGCGCUUCCACCUGCGGGCGAUGCCAAGUCGCCGGAUUUGGUCGUCAGGCUACAUCUUUCCCGCGGCGCUGUAUCGAACCGCAUUCACCUGGGCAUUAUCCCUUGAGCUCGAUGCCGACACCGAGAUCACCGCCAAGGCCUACUACCAGGAGUCACAGCUCUGCUUCUCAGUCUUCCUGACCACCUUCGAGGGCACACCGGGAGGGGCGGCGAAACUCCUGACGCGCUUGCACGCGUCUCGCCCGCGCGGGACGCUCGUCGAAUGGUGCUGUCAGCCCGAGACGCUCGACAGCCUGUACGAGUCUCAAGCUCGGUCUAACCCCCAAGGACACCGCUACGCCACAGACAACGGACUGAUGGGGAAUGAGGUCGACGUGGUCUCGAUCCUGGCGGAGCCAUUCCUGUCACUGCCCCACCCGAAGUCCUUAGCGUUUUGGACUUCCAUGCAGCCCUGGAGCCGGCGGCGCCUGCCUGACAUGGCGCUGAGCCUGCAGGCGGAUCAUUACUUUGCCAUCUACACGGUGUGGGAGGACGAAGCCGACGAUGACCGGUGCCGGGCGUGGUUAAAACAGGCCAUGCGGCCGGUCGAGGGGGCCUGUAUUGGGGCAUAUCUCGGUGACUCGGAGUUUGCCAAUCGCAUGUCGCAUUACUGGGAUCCCAAGAGCACUGUCCACCUGAGGCAGGUGCGGCAGGCCUGGGAUCCAGAGGGUCGAAUCGCUGGAGGGUUUCCGAAUGGGACUGAUCGAUCCGUCUGCCGGGAUGAGAUGGGAGCACACCACCACCAACACCCGCUACUUGUUGGGGUACCAGUAGAUGGGAACAAACAGAAUGAUUACUCGGAAUAG